CGGGGCUGCGCGCGGACCCCUGGGCCACUCCCGCCGCUCCCCAGCCUUUCCUCCAGUUCCCGGGCGGCCGCUGGAGCCGGUUGCUGCUGCGCAACCGGGGAGUAGGAGGUGCAGGGCCGCCGCCACCCGUAGGCGUGAGUAAAGGUGUGGACUCUACCUCGGAUUGGUUGUAUUGGCUGCUUCAAUUAUGAUGAUGAUGAUGACGGAGAAUUUAAAAACCUAGAGGUUAGCAGCAACUUUACUAAGAAGGAGGUGAUGAGGCUCUGACCCCAUAGUCUGCCUCGUUCCUUCAUCCCAAGCCGCCUCACAGCUAGUAACAUAACGAAAAACCCUGUUGGAGGCCAUGCGUCUGUGAACAAAGGAGAAGGGACAGCGGUGAGCAUGUCAGCCCUGAACUGGAAGCCCUUCGUGUACGGAGGCCUGGCCUCCAUCACAGCGGAGUGCGGUACUUUUCCAAUUGAUUUAACCAAGACACGGCUCCAGAUUCAAGGCCAGAAGAAUGAUGCAAACUUUAAAGAAAUCAGGUAUCGAGGAAUGUUGCAUGCGUUAGUGAGGAUAGGCAGAGAGGAAGGCCUGAAAGCACUGUAUUCAGGGAUUGCUCCUGCCAUGUUGCGCCAGGCUUCCUAUGGCACCAUCAAGAUAGGCACCUACCAGAGCUUGAAGCGGUUAUUUGUCGAGCGCCCGGAAGAUGAAACCCUUCUGAUAAACGUGGUCUGUGGAAUUCUCUCUGGAGUCAUAUCCUCAACCAUUGCUAAUCCAACUGACGUUUUGAAAAUUCGGAUGCAAGCACAAAACAGCACCCUUCAAGGAGGAAUGAUAGGCAACUUCAUUCACAUUUACCAGCAAGAGGGAACAAGAGGACUUUGGAAGGGCGUGUCCCUUACUGCUCAGAGGGCUGCUAUUGUUGUUGGUGUGGAGCUGCCGGUCUACGACCUCACCAAGAAGCAUCUGAUUCUCUCGGGCUUGAUGGGAGACACUGUGUAUACCCAUUUCCUCUCAAGCUUCACCUGUGGGCUGGCGGGGGCCCUGGCCUCAAACCCUGUCGAUGUGGUGAGGACACGUAUGAUGAAUCAGAGAGUCCUUCAAGAUGGCAGAUGCCCUGGCUACACAGGUUCCCUGGAUUGCUUGUUACAGACAUGGAAGAAUGAAGGGUUUUUUGCUCUAUAUAAAGGGUUUUGGCCAAAUUGGUUGAGACUUGGUCCUUGGAAUAUUAUUUUCUUUGUGACAUAUGAGCAGUUGAAGAAAUUGGAUUUGUGACAAGUCAAGACUGCAUGAGACAUCCCGCUGAAAAUGCUCACGUCUGAAAUAGCGAAGCUUCCUGUCUUUCCCACUGCUUCUCACUGCUUGGCCCGCCACAGAUUCUGAGGUGUGAGCAACAGUUCUGAACACUGGGUUAGCUCGGAUUGCUGUGUCCUGGCAUCAGACGCUCUGCACCAAAUGUUUAAUGGCAUAGACUGUAACAUCCAAACAUUAGUCCUUACCAUUCAAGUGCCCUUCGACAUCAAAGAUAACAUGAAAUGCAUGUUUCUUGCUAAAGAAAACUUGCAUGAAGAUCAGGAACUGUGGACUGAUUCCCUCAGGGGAGAAUAACUCCUGAUGCAUCUCAGCUCAUAGCUGAGACUCCCAGACUGUUCGAAAGAAGCUCUUCGGAACCAUGGAAUGAAUAGAGCCUCCAAGAGGGUGUUAUUGUUCCUGAACUUCUGGGGGGGCUUUGGCUUUGUGUCUGCUGAAGAAAUUCACACAUGGAGACCUGGUAUACCCCAGGUAUAAACAGUGCAGGAUAUAGAUCCCUGGAAUAUUGCACUGCUUUCUAAUUUCUAAUUUUGGCAGGAUCUUUCACUUAUAAUAAGUGAUUUUUAAGCCUUUGACCACUCUACCUUUGUGAGGAAUUGUUACAAAGCAUUAACAUCUAAACUCAUGAUGGUGUGAUAGGUUGGCUUGGAAGGUGGCAAAGUCUGUGCUGGUGGGAGGUGUUUUUAAGCUACUUGGGUUCUGUCUUAAGUAAUGUUUGUAAUUUGCUCUGUGAAUUUAGCAAAGUUUCUAUUUCCCAAUCUGUAAAAUGGGGAUAAUAACCUCUAUUGAUAUUGAGGGUCAGGUGAAGAAGAUAGUAGCUGCUACUACUUGACUUGUAGGAUUAGUGUGUUUAUAUCAUGCUGUUAUACAGCCAUCAUCCCAGAAUAAAUGGUCCCUGUGUAUGGAA
Eubalaena glacialis (North Atlantic right whale) is the source of this 2200-nucleotide messenger RNA. RefSeq names its product solute carrier family 25 member 30 (gene SLC25A30). The coding region runs from base 382 to 1257 and encodes 291 amino acids. The record is from RefSeq and is a predicted model, not a curated record. NCBI's taxonomy places the organism in Eukaryota, Metazoa, Chordata, Mammalia, Artiodactyla, Balaenidae. The transcript has 11 exons. Gene Ontology annotation, biological process: mitochondrial transport. Gene Ontology annotation, cellular component: mitochondrial membrane.